AUGCGUCAGCAAUCUUACGAGCGAGCGCCUAAGCCCGAUGCUUGCGACACUCAACAAGAGGUUCCGCAGCGCUUGUCUGCAGAAACAGAUUCCAACUCAUAUGCGACGCUCAGAUCUUUGUAUACCUCGUGGCUUCCACACCUACACCCAGAUGAGAAUCCCGAUCUCAGCACACAGGACCUCGAUUUUGAUGCAGGGCUCGGAGACCCCUUGACACUCUGUGUUAAGCUGACAGCCUUUUUCUCCCGAGCUGCAUUCUUCUCAAGUUCCUCGCGUCGAAGCACGAUUGCCAACAACGAGCCGUUCCCUAUUCAACGAGCAUUAUACCUCUACAAACUUUCUGCAAUUCAAAUGAUUCGAUCAAGACUGAGCGAGAACCCGCAGAGCCCGGACCAGAACAUCUUCUUGGGUAUUGUAACUCUCGCAGGCUGCGAGUUCAUGGCCAACAACCCAGAAGAAGGUAGAUUACAUCUUGAGGCUUGCUUAGAGAUCGCGCACGCUCGUGGAGGUCUUUGUACGUUGUCCAGUCUUGAAUUGGAGCUCGUGUGCCUAGCGGAAUUCGACAUUGCUGCUCUAUUAGGGAAGGCGCCUUGUGCUCCUCUCCAAGAGAUGGAAGCGGCUGUAUAUUCGAACAUCUCCAAAGAGCGAAUAGUGCCAGCUUGGGCGGAAUCUGACCUGGCAAAAUUAGACUGCUUGUGCACGGAAGAAGCUUCGCAGACCCGCCAGGGCCUUGCAUGCUUGCUGCAGUCGACACAUGGGCUCAACGGUUCGAAGUCUUCGAAAUCACGCGCACGGAGCCAGGACAAUCUCGUCCUGCGUGGUCUCUUUGCGGGCUUCUUGCUAUGCUCCAACCAACCAUAUACGACCCCGUUGUACCUGACCGAGGACAUCGGCCUCUACGAACCGUUACGAGUGGCUGGCAUGCUCGUAGUUGCGGCCACAUGCCUGAAAAACACGCCAAAGGACCACCUACUCGACCGCCUCACCACGGAUCUGGCACUACAGCUGCAGCUGAUGCCGUUGCCCUUCUACGGUCCGCGGCCUGUGGCCUCCGCCAUGCUGUGGAUCUACUUUGUGGGCGCCCACGGGUCUCCUGCGCCCCAAAAACGGCUGUUCUUCCAGCAGGGGGUCGCGCAUGUGGCUCGCCUAAUGGGCCUGGAGACCUGGGAGGAGGUUCGCGAACAGUUGAGGCGGUUCCCCUACGUCGAUGGCGAGUUCGACGGCCCGUGCGAGGAGAUUUGGAACUCGGCUAUGAUCUUGUCGAGCUUGACGGCACGGCCAUGA
Cladophialophora immunda is the source of this 1284-nucleotide messenger RNA. RefSeq lists its product as uncharacterized. The transcript is spliced from 2 exons. Lineage: Eukaryota; Fungi; Ascomycota; Eurotiomycetes; Chaetothyriales; Herpotrichiellaceae. Bases 1 to 1284 code for a protein of 427 amino acids. The record is from RefSeq and is a predicted model, not a curated record.